AUUGUUAUCAUUUUGGAAUUAAGUUCGUAAAAUCUAUUUUUUUAGAUUUGCCCUUAUUCCAAAUUUGAUCUAUUUUCAGUUAUUCCAUAUUAUUAUUUUAUAAGUCAUAGUCAAUGAAUUUAUAAAUCCUAAUUAUACGACAAACUUAUUUUCUCCCGUCCACUGAGGAUUUUACACAGUUGCGAACGCAUAGUCGAAUUUUUUAGCGGAUUGUGAAGCCCAGUAAAUAAUAAUCACCAAUCUCGGAUAAGAAAUGGCGAGAGGAAAUGCUAGAGAUCUUGCUCGUGAAAAGAAUCAGAAGAAACAGCAGGAACAAGCUAAAAAAAAAGGAAUUUCUGACAAGGGUUCAAAUCAAGGACUAACGUUGGAACAAAGAAAACAAAGAGAUGCCGAUAGAAUGAGAGAAAAACAACAAAAAAAACAAGAAGAUAAAUGAAUUAUUUAAUGGAUAUUUAUGUCACAGAUGUAUAUUUUAAUGCUAAGCUCAAAAUCAAUUCAAUUUUUACUAUGUAACAUUGUAACCAUCUAUAAAUGUAUAGACUGCUUUUAGUCGUAAUUAUUUUUAUCCUUACAAAGUUUAAACAUGAUAUUCUUUUAUAAAUCACUUUGAUUCUUUUUAAGUAUCUUCGUUACGUUAUAUAAUUCUUGUACACUAAUUAAAUAAUAAUUUUCAAUAAUUACUGUUGAGGUAUGAAAUAAACUCUAGAUCUUGAAACGUAA
Molecule: messenger RNA, 720 nt
Organism: Metopolophium dirhodum (rose-grain aphid)
Lineage: Eukaryota; Metazoa; Arthropoda; Insecta; Hemiptera; Aphididae
Product: modifier of protein aggregation 4
Exons: 3
Coding region: 254-436 (60 amino acids)
Cellular component (GO): cytosol
Source: RefSeq, a predicted model, not a curated record